AUGAUCAACCGACAGAUAACUGAACUUCACGACAGAAAUGACGAGGACGUGCGUGAAGAAGACAUCCACGAGGACACAGCGGAGAUUGUCAACGUCUCAGGACACAUAACAGAGCCAAACCACAGGGCAGACAUGGACUCAUCGCUUGGAGCUGAUAAUCAGACGUUUUCAAACUCACCUAAAGAUUACAUCACCACUGAACUGGAGGCAUUUGCUGCUGCUAUGUCACGGGAACCAAGACUUCUGCCGUUAAGCUCCGACAAUACACCACAAGCAUUUAGAAAUACCUAUGGAAGGGAAGUAUUCAGUCAACGACCAGGUUCACGAGAAGACAGCAACAACCCAUUUGACCAUGCAAAUAGCAGUUUCCCUCGGAUAGCACAACAAAAACGGGAUGGCCUUGUGCUAACCCUGGACGAACAAGUACACUACAAAUUGGCCGAAGGUUGUUCGCAUACUCGAUAA
This is a messenger RNA of Cooperia oncophora, 465 nucleotides long. Lineage: Eukaryota; Metazoa; Nematoda; Chromadorea; Rhabditida; Trichostrongylidae. The record is from the annotation of a GenBank genome assembly.